AUGUUCAGCCUGAAGAUGCUCCCACUUCUGCUCUUCCUCCACGUCCAGCUUUCCAGGGCCUUUCCAGUAUCUUUUGCAUCCCUAGAAGAGAAAAAUAGAAACAUUGUUCAGAAUUACCUAGAGAAGUUCUACCAGUUGCCAAGGUACAAAUAUAAGUCUGAAAGAAAGAGCAAAACUAAUGUGAUUGUUGAGACACUUAAAAGAAUGCAGCAAUUCUUCCGGCUGAACGUGACAGGGAAGCCAAAUGAAGAAACCUUGGAGAUGAUGAGAAAACCUCGCUGUGGAGUGCCUGACUCGGGCAACUUUAUGAGAACCCCAGGAAACCCCAAGUGGGAAAAAACUAAGCUGACCUACAGGAUUGUGAACUAUACCCCAAACUUGACACAAACAGAUGUGGAAGCACUUAUUGAGAAAGGCUUUAAAGUCUGGAGUGACGUGUCACCCUUGACCUUCAACAGGACCUUGGACAAAGAAGCAGACAUCCAGAUUUCUUUUGCCCAAAAAGAUCAUGGGGACAAUUCCCCGUUUGAUGGACCCAAUGGAAUUCUUGCUCAUGCCUUUCAGCCGGGCCCAGGUAUUGGAGGAGAUGUUCAUUUUGAUGCAGAAGAAACGUGGACCAAAACCUCUGAAAAUUACAACUUGUUUUCUGUUGCUGCCCAUGAAUUCGGCCAUUCCUUGGGGCUGGCUCACUCCUCUGAUCCUGGGGCCUUGAUGUAUCCCAUCUACACUUUCAGGGACCCCAGCAGCUACUCACUGCAUCAAGAUGACAUCAAUGGCAUUCAGGCCAUCUACGGACCCUCAAGCAACCCUGUCCAACCUACUGGACCAACCACCCCCACCGCCUGUGACCCCAGACUGACAUUUGAUGCUGUCACCACGCUCCGUGGAGAAAUACUUUUCUUCAAAGACAAGUACGUCUGGAGGAGGCACCCUCAGCUACCAAUGGUGGAACUCAAUUUCAUUUCUCUCUACUGGCCGUCCCUGCCAAAUGGCAUACAGGCUGCUUAUGAGGAUUUUGACAGGGACCUAAUUUUCAUAUUCAAAGGCACCCAGUACUGGGCUCUGAGUGGCUAUGAUACUCUGCAAGGUUACCCCAAGCAUAUAUCAAGCUAUGGCUUCCCAAGCAGUGUCCAAGCAAUUGAUGCAGCUGUUUCCUACAGGAGAAAAACGUACUUCUUUGUAAACGACCAGUUCUGGAGCUAUGAUGACCAAAGUCAAUCUAUGGAACCAGGUUAUCCCCAAAGCAUAGCAAGUUUCUUUCCAGGAAUAGAAAGUAGAGUUGAUGCAGUUUUCCAGGAGAAUUCCUUCUUCCUUUUCUUCAGUGGACCAAGAUAUUAUGCAUUUGAUUUCCAUGCUCGUAGAGUUACUAGAGUCGACAGAAGCAAUAGAUGGCUUAAAUGUAGAUACAGUUGA
Budorcas taxicolor (takin) is the source of this 1413-nucleotide messenger RNA. It is a transcript of the gene MMP8, whose product is annotated as matrix metallopeptidase 8. The coding region runs from base 1 to 1413 and encodes 470 amino acids. The record is from RefSeq and is a predicted model, not a curated record. Gene Ontology annotation, cellular component: extracellular matrix. Lineage: Eukaryota; Metazoa; Chordata; Mammalia; Artiodactyla; Bovidae. Gene Ontology annotation, molecular function: metalloendopeptidase activity; zinc ion binding. Gene Ontology annotation, biological process: extracellular matrix organization; proteolysis; collagen catabolic process. The transcript has 10 exons.